This is a messenger RNA of Python bivittatus (Burmese python), 4060 nucleotides long. Lineage: Eukaryota; Metazoa; Chordata; Lepidosauria; Squamata; Pythonidae. The record is from RefSeq and is a predicted model, not a curated record.
CGUUUCUUAGCCUCUCCUGAUUUGCCAAUUGCGUAAGUCUUAUUUUACCGAUUCCUUUCCUCUUGGCUACUAUUGAUGUUACCUUAAAUGCGUGCGACGCACUUUGGCCGUGACGUCAUUUACGGACGCCGGAGAGUGUCGGAGUUCAAGGCCUGCCGAGCGGCGUGUCCUGUUCCGAAAGAAGGACGUAGUCAUUCGGGGACUAUGGCCCCCGCUGCUGUCCUCUCUGCCGUGCAGCCUCCUGAGAUCCAGUUUGCUCAGAGGUUGGCCUCCAACGAGAAACGGAUUCGGGAUCGAGCGCUGAAAAAGCUACGUGGCUAUAUCACGCUCAGGACCCAGAGUGUCGAAGGUUGCUUCAGUCAAGAAGAAUUGUUAAAAAUAUGGAAAGGACUAUUUUAUUGUAUGUGGAUGCAGGAUAAACCUCUCUUGCAGGAGGAGUUGUCAAAUAAUAUAUCACAGCUAAUCCAUUUAAUCGAGAAUAUGGAUACUCGGCACUUGUUCAUACAGACUUUCUGGCAAACCAUGAAUCGUGAAUGGAAUGGAUUAGACCAAUUGCGGCUAGAUAAAUUUUACAUGUUGAUCCGCAUGAUGCUGAGGCAGUCCUUUGAAGUUCUGAAAAGAAAUGAAUGGAAUGAAAGUUUAAUUGAACCGUUUCUCAACAUGUUAAUGACGGAAGUUAUGCACCCAGACAGCCAUGCUCCCAUUGGUAUUAAAUUGCAUUUCAUUGAUAUCUAUCUGGAAGAACUGGCUAAAGUUGGAGCUAAAGAGCUCACAGCAGACCAGAAUAUCAAGUUUGUUGAACCAUUCUGCAAAUUCAUUGCCAGGACCAAAGAUCAUCUUAUGUUACAAGCCAUAAUCUGUGGUAUCUUUGAAACCAUUGUGGAUCAGUCCCCAUUUGCCAUAGAAGAUUUAAUGAAAGAACUAGAAACCAGCAGUGAUGUUGACAGUUCAUCAGAAGAUGAAAAAUGGAGUGAUGAAGAAGAUAAAGAAAUGGCCAGAGACAGGGGCUUGUCAAACAAACUCUCUCCAAGUUCAGAGGCACAUGGUAACAUUUUAGAAGAUAUAGAUGCUAACAUUGGACCUGUUCUUCAGUUUGAUUAUAAAGCAAUCGCCAACACAAUCUUUGAGUUGGGCAGCAGAAAAAACACACCUGCUUUUAACAGAAAGCGUCUCUACAAAAUGGUUAAAAAGUUUCAAGAUCUUGCAGAAGGGAGCUUCCCUCAAGAUGACUUCCCUGAAGAUGUUUCUACAGAUGAGGAUGAUGAUACCUUCAGCAGAAGGAAAUUGAAAAGAAAAUCUGGUAAACCCUUAGAUAAAGCUCAGCUGGGAAAAAAAGACAACAAUCAAACCCAAAAGAAUGAUAGUGAGGAAGAAGAGGCCAACACAGGACUACAAAAGAAAAGGAAAAAGAGAAAGAGAAAGUCUAAUCAGAUAUCUGAUGUUUGCACAGCUGCUAGAAAUAAUGAGAACAGACCAGUCAGUGUUGAAUCCAAAGUGCCAAAACCAGACAAGGAAUCCUCAAAUAUCAGGAAACGACAGAAGUCUUUAAGUACAGAGGCCAAUGAAUUGGCUUCUACAGUGAUUCCCAUUGAAGGACUCAGUGAUGAUUCAUCCUUGAAGUCAUUGACUUGUUUAGUUAAUGGCAUAAAGAAACAUCCCCCCCCAAAAAAUGACAGCCUACCAAAAGUUCCUGUAGAAAUUGUGUAUCAGAAUGGACAGAAUAAUAAUGGCAGCGAAGAGGACCCUGGCUACUGUACCAUUGGUAAAAUUAUGAAAAGGCAGCAGAAAUCAAAGCCAGAAAUCACUGGAAAGGUUUUUUUUGAGGAUAAUGUUAAACUGCCAGGGAAAAAAUGCCUUGCAGAGUCAGAACCUAUUGUGCUCCAGAAAGUCAAGUUGAAGAGAAAAAAAAAGUUGGGGAAUUUGGUAAGGAUUACAUAUUCCAAACAGAAAGUAAUUGGCUUGAAAAUGCCAAGAAAAAUCAAGGAAAUCCCAAAUUCCACAGAAAGAUAUGAACUUGAAAACAAGAAGAAGAAGAACAAAGAAACUGGUGGCAUUGCCCUUCCAAUAAAGAAAAGAAAGGCAAAGGUGGAGAAUGAUUUUGUGAAGUUUGAAAAGAUAGACUUACCAAAGCCAACCUUCUUUAGAAGAGCUAAAGGAAGCAUUACGGCCAUGCAGGAGGAUGUUAUUCGGCUGGCAUCAGAGGUGGAGUCUUAGAAAACAGCAGGAAGAAUUGGAAGGAGAGUCUCAGUGGAGGAGAUAUAAUGGCUGGUACAACCUAAGAUCUAGACAGAAGUGGUUGUUUGAGAUUUGUUAUUUUAGUGAAGAGUAAUACUGACUGGUAAACUUAAAUUGGACUGGGCAAUGUUAGUCUUGUUAAUUCAAGGUCAAAUAAAGAGAUUGCUUAAGAGAGUGGUUGGGUAAGACCCAGGGGAAGGCUCCCUGAAGUCCCAAAGAGGAGAAUGCAGCAUGGGGUCUUUCCUUCUCAAUACAAAUGAUCCCUCAGAGAUUGAAGAUAGGGAAGAUGAGACAUUCUACAAGCCAGACCCAAAGGAGGAAGGCUGGGCUAGUCUGAGAGAAGGAACACUGCCAGUUUGUUAUGCCCUUUAUUACUAAAGUAGGGGUAUAAAUAAGGGUUAGAAACAGUUAUGAGUACAUACCUGUUAAACAACAUGAUAGCUUGCAAACAUACAGUUAGAGAAAUCUUUAUAAUAUUCAGCAGAAGAAGAAAAAAGUUCUCUCUGCAAGGCAAUUUUUAAAAAGUGGCAUUGUUAUUAAGAAGUAAGCACUGGAAGUAAUUAGCUAAUUCUAACCUCUGCUUGCAGAGCUAGACUAGGGAAAACAAAACUAACGUGCCAUUAACUUUGAUGCAUUUUCUUAAUAAAUGGAAAACUAAAAGGAGUUGUUUCACUGAGUCAAACCCUAUGAUCCCACAGGAAGCCUGGCAUGUAAUCUGCAAGCUUUUUUCCCCCAAAAAAUGUUUCUGGACUUCACAUAAUAGUUUGUUGGUAAAUGUACUAACGUGACUUGAAAAAAGAUAAAAGGUGUAUUUAGAAGAUUAGGUGGAGUAGGGGAGCAAUUUUAUGUCAGCACCUACAAUCAAUAUACUCCCAAAAAUGUUUUGUUUAUUUAGUUGAUUAUUUCAUCACUGCAUGAUUAUUAUUUGAUUUUAACUGUAUUUUAUAGUUUUACUGGCUUAGUGUAAACUUACUCAAGUCAUAAUACACGUAUAAGCUUACUAAAUAAAUGAAACUGCAGAUAUGCCAACUUGCAUAAAAAUUUUAGCCUGCACUAGAAUGUGUAGCAAAAAAAUAUGUUUUCAUGUUUGCGUUAUUGAUUGGCCAACUGUAUCAGAAAACCUUACCAUGUGGCAAGUUGGUCAUCAAUUCAUGCAAAUUGACCACAAAAUGUGAGAAUCCUGAUUACUCUCACAUAUCUUUAAGAAUAAGUUAGGGCUCAGAUUUUGUGCUCAAUUUGUAGAAAAUGAUGACUGCAUGCUUGACAAAGUUCCACUAAUCAGAACUAAAUACUAUUCAAGUUCUGGGGUAAACUUGCUGAGGUCUAGGCUGUGCAAAUGCUAGAGUUACCUCACUUGCUCUCUAGAUAACAUGUUUAAUAUAGACUUUUAAAACAAACCCUGCUACAGCUGACAGAAAUGUAUUAUUUAUUUAUUUAUUAUUAAAUUUAUCUCCGCGCAUCUCCCCUGAUGGGGGACAAAUUGCUGUUUUGUUACUAACUUUUAAAAUGUAUUUGAAAAAUAGAUUGAUUCAGGAGAUCUCAAAUAUAGAUUUUGCCAAAUCAAGAAAACUACCUAGAAGAUUUUAACCAUAUGUGGUUUUCCCACUUGAAGGGGAAAAAGCCCUAUUCAGUUCAAAUAAGCUUUGAGUAAACAUGUAUAGGAUUACUAUAUACUGUUGUUUUCUUGAGGUAUUUACACAUUUGAACCAGGCAGUUAAAAUGCUUUUUAAAUAACUAAAAUUCCAGUUUUGUUUUUCAGAAGAAAAGUAGCUGUCUUUUUAAUAUUAUGUUUGAAAAGCUAAAUCUGAAAAUAUGAUGAAAAUAU